Messenger RNA from Eurypyga helias (sunbittern), 1737 nucleotides. It is a transcript of the gene ENO4, whose product is annotated as enolase family member 4. Gene Ontology annotation, molecular function: phosphopyruvate hydratase activity; magnesium ion binding. The record is from RefSeq and is a predicted model, not a curated record. NCBI's taxonomy places the organism in Eukaryota, Metazoa, Chordata, Aves, Eurypygiformes, Eurypygidae. Gene Ontology annotation, cellular component: phosphopyruvate hydratase complex. The transcript is spliced from 13 exons. Gene Ontology annotation, biological process: glycolytic process. The annotation marks the transcript as partial.
GCUAACUACUUUUCUAAAUUUUCAAAUGCUCCAGUAAUACGCAAAGUAGUUGGAAGAAAAGUUCUUGAUGGAGUUGGUCAGCCAACACUAGAAGUGGAAAUAUACUGUACAGUUAAAAACUAUGAGAAGAGGAUUUGUUCCAUUGUAAUGUCCUCUCAUUCUCAAAUACCUGAAAAUGCUUUACCUGAAGCAACCGAAGCUGAUGAGAAAGAGAGGAAUGACUCCGUUAACACUGCUGUGGAAUGGGUCAAUGAGUCGCUGAACACAAUGCUAAGAGACUUGCAGCCUACUGACCAGCGUCAAGUCGAUAAGAUGCUUGGCGAAUACUUUACAAAAAAGGUAGAAGAAAAAAAAGAAAUCCAAAAGCAGGAAGAAGAAGCAGCAGAAGCCACUCUUGACCUUACUUCAUGCACUCCAUCAGCAACAGCAUUACCUGGGGGAAGAAAGGCAGCAAAACCAGGAAAGAAGUCAGCAGUUGCAGAGAGGACAAUCCCACCUGCAGACCCCCCUGAGGCAGUGCUUUGCGGCAGCUUAGCCAUUGGGGGAACCUCACUUGCUAUAGCUAAGGCUGGUGCCACCAUCAGCCGUAUCCCACUGUAUUUACAUAUUGCGCUGCUGAAACACGAUCAGAACUCACCUAGAGAAAUGACUCUACCACUCCCAAUGGUUACUCUGUUGAACUGUGAAAAAAUUUCACCUGCAAAGCUGAUAUUAGUGAAAGAAAUUUUGCUUAUACCACCAGUUCAGUUAUCACUCAGACAGGGCAUAGAAAGAGUUCUGGAUAUUCAGAAAGAAAUGAUGAGACUGUUGGAGUCCCCAGGGAAAGCGCCCAGUCCUCAAGUAGCAGACAGUAAGAAAGGCAGAGCACAUAACACAGGGAAGAAAGCUCCGCCACGAGCCUUAAAAAGAAUAUCACACUUAGGAUGCCCAGUAACAGGAUGUGAUAAUCUAGAACAACCGCUACUCCUAGUGCAAACAGCUUGCCACAAUAUAGGUCUGGAGCUAGGAACAGACAUGUAUGUAGCAAUGAAUUGUGCUGCUCAUGAAUUAAUGGAUUAUGUGAAAGGGAAGUAUGAAAUAGCUACUGGGACGUUCAAAAGUCCUGAUGAAAUGGUCGACAUGUACGUGGAACUGAUUAAUAAGUUUCCUUUUAUUACUGCAUUAAUAGAUCCCUUAAGAAAAGAGGACCGACAACAAUGGAAUGACGUAUGUCGUGCUCUUGGCUCCAAAUGUUACCUGAUUGCUGAAGAUGCUGCCACAUGUGUUUCCAAACUUAAAAUUGACCCAAACGUAAACAUACCAACCUGCAGUGGCGUUGUCCUAAAAUACAUUAACCAAACCACGGUAUCAGACCUCACGGAACUCAGUGGACUUCUAAAAUGGCAAAGACGCAUUACCAUAUUAGGAAGUCCAGAUGGAGAAUCUUGUGAUGAUAGCCUUGUGGAUCUGGCUGUCGGACUGGGUGCCAGCUUUCUCAAGUUGGGAGGUCUUUCCCGCGGCGAAAGGGUGACCAAAUACAACCGCCUUCUUGCUAUAGAGGAAGAACUGGCCAAGAAUAGAACGCUACGUGAAGCAAACCUUGAAUUCACUGUUUUUGCUGACGAGUCGCAGCCAGAAAAACAACUUCCUGCUGUACUUCCUCCCUCCAGGCAGGAUCCCUUGCCUCGGCAGCGCUCGGCCAGCCCCGCAGUUCCCAGCCCGCCUGCUCAGCUCCCGCGGGACAGCGCACGGACCUAG